ACGUCCUGAAGGUGUUUGAUGAAAUGCCCUUGUGUGCUUGGUAAGGCUAAAGUGCUGUGCUGAAAGGGAAGGAGAAGGAAGCUUCUUGCCUGAUUAAUAAUAGCAAAAGUUCUACUUUCUCGGAGCUGGAUGCUAUAUUAGAAGGUUGGUUCUGUGAAAGGAAUUUUCUGCCUUCGGUUGUAUAGUGUAUACAAAUGCAGCUACUGAUCCUGAUUUAAACAACAGACGAAAGCUAGGUCCCAAGUAAGAAAAGAAUCCAUGCCAGAAAUGAAUCCUUACGGGACCAUGGACUAAACACCCUUGAACUUAUCAUUACAACAACCAAUACAAAACUACAGCGAAGAUGAUACCAUGAACUAAUGGAAUCUCUCUGGAAUGUGGGUUUUCGGGAGGACAGGUGAAUCCCCUGUUACGACCGGAAUUGAUGGCACUGGCCUCACUGCCAUCGUUACAGGUUUGUUUUUCUCCAUCUUGGUUCGAACUUGCUUUUAGAAAGUAGGAAAAGAUUGAAUCUUUGAUCUGAAUCAUCAGUUUGAAAAGUUGGUGUUUAAAAUGCAGGAGCAUCAUGUGGCCUUGGGCUGAAGACGACCCGAGUUCUUGCCCUGCGAGGUGUUCAAGUCGUGAUGGCUGCCAUGUAGGCAGGACUAUUGAGCUUGACGUCAUGAAGUUAGAUCUCAACUCGUUGGCAUCGGUUCGAAAAUUUGCCUUUGAAUAUGUCUCCACCGGCCUUCCACUGAUCAUUCUCAUCAACAAUGCAGGCAUUAUGGCAUGUCCUUUCUCAAUUUCUGAAGACAAUGUUGAGGUCCAAUUUACCAUAAACCAUUUGGGCCAUUUCCUACUGACUAACUUGUUGCUAGAGACUAUGAAAAAGACGACACAUGCAAGCAAUAAGGAGGGAAGGAUUGUCAUCCUAGGAUCACUUGCUCAUAUCUUCAUAUACUUUGGGAUGCGUGCUUAUGGACAGUCGAAGCUUGCAAAUAUACUGCAAGGGAAGGAGCUAGCAAGGCAUCUCCAGGAAGAUGGCGUGAAUAGAAUAUCACUGUUAAUUCACUUCAACCUGGAUCUAUUGUUACCAACCUUGUGCGGCAUCAGUGUAGUGAACGGGCUUGCAAACGUGUUUGUUAAAUUUGCACUGAAGAAUGCUGAACAGGGAGCUGCUACAAGCUGUUUUCUGGCGCUGCACCCUCAAGUAAGGUGUUACUGGUAAACACUUCAUGGACUGUAAUUUCGCCGAACCCAACUCCCUAGGGAAAGACAUGAAACUGGCUAAGAAGCAUUGGGAAUUUAGCUUGAGCUUGAUCUAUCAGGCAAGAACAUGAAUAAUAUAUACCCAAUUCAGAGCAACUCUAUAUACAGGCCUCUUUUCUUUCAACUGAGGCAGCUGUACUUCUUCCUACCAGAUAUGGUUACAGUUACAAAUUGAAGAGUACACCAUGUUCAGACAGGAAAUUUUCUAGACUCCUGUAUUCUUCAAGAGUGUAUUAUAAGAUUUACAGUUGUUUACAUCGCGCCUACGAAUAAUAUCUGAGCUGCUGCUAACAUGUCAGGUCUCAGUAAGCAAAUUUGUUUCUCAUCUAUCAGUUGUUCGAAUUUCCACCGCUUUGUUAUGGGUUGAAAGUAAUUAGUGGAUUCUUCUGCAAAAUGCCUGUUCUAAAAAUCCUUGCCCAGCUCUUUGUAGCCUCUGAAAUUUUCUAGCCUCAAGAGAAGCAUAAAAACUCUGCAAAUUGCUACUCAGGAAUGCCUAUGAUGAUGCAUUGUGAAGCCAGGAUUCAGAUCAAGGGAUGGCUUUAACCGAACACUAUCCCUUAGCAGUUGCUGAGAAACACGGUCAGCCAACACAGGCUGUGAAGUUGGAAGACCUUCACCAAGGUCCUGGUGUUGACCAAAUCGUCCAAAAUGGUGCCCAAAACUACCAUUAUUAUCUACUGAAAUCAUGUCCCGGAACAUGUGGGAGGUUUGAGACAAACCUCGGAACUUAUCAGGGUGGUUGUUGGAUGGUUCCUGAUAGGGAGUACUACUGCUACUACCGGUGUAGAAGCCAGUUUGAGACCUUGGAGUUUCAUGGAUGUAAGAUGCCGGCUGCCAUGAUUGAUGAUGAAAUGGGACGGCGCCACCUGUAAGGGGUGUGGAUGAACCUGAGGCGGUAAGAGGGCUGGAUAUAGGAGAUGGAGACAUCCUUCCACUCGUAUGUUGUUGUGGUGAUCUUGGAUACAGAAGAGGGCUCCCAAUAGGGGAAACUGGGCAUGAUAAGUUGUUCCUCGGCGCAUGGACGCCACUGGAAAAUGGGAAACAGAAUAAGAUUGUUAUGGAAACUGUUCGAAACACAGCAACUUUAUCAUAUGAUGAAACAAAAACCAACUAGUUGCAGUUGAGAGUUCUCAUUUUAGCUACUGGAGCUUAGGAGAGAGCAUGCGCACACAAAUGAAGAAAAACUUAAAACAUCA
Linum trigynum is the source of this 2444-nucleotide messenger RNA. Lineage: Eukaryota; Viridiplantae; Streptophyta; Magnoliopsida; Malpighiales; Linaceae. The record is from the annotation of a GenBank genome assembly.